Messenger RNA from Thermothielavioides terrestris NRRL 8126, 1234 nucleotides. RefSeq lists its product as uncharacterized. The transcript has a single exon. Gene Ontology annotation, cellular component: mitochondrial inner membrane. Gene Ontology annotation, molecular function: 3-demethoxyubiquinol 3-hydroxylase activity. Lineage: Eukaryota; Fungi; Ascomycota; Sordariomycetes; Sordariales; Chaetomiaceae. Gene Ontology annotation, biological process: ubiquinone biosynthetic process. The record is from RefSeq and is a predicted model, not a curated record. The coding region runs from base 252 to 1028 and encodes 258 amino acids.
GGUGGGCUCGCCUGCCAUUGAGCAGCUGAUGACGGCUCAAUACGGUAACGUUAACUAUUCUGGACGCUGCAAACACGUUGACAGCCCCACCCUCCCAGCGUGCGUGGUGGGGCAUCUGAUAGUGAAUCGGCCCACGUCUGUCUUGCAAGCUAUCGGCUCACUCGGUCGUCGAGGUUCCCGAACCAUCAACAAAAGACUCAGGUAUCUUUUGCCAACGCCAUCACACGCCCGCUUCCGAUCUACAACUCGUCAUGGCCCACCAACGCCUGGCAUUGCAGCCACUGCGGCACUGCCAGCGCAGUCUCGUCGCACACACACACCCGCGCCUUCUCUCAACGACCGCACCGCGCUCAUCGUCAUCAUCUUCUUCUUCCUCCUCCUCCUCCUCCCCAAACCAACCACCCGAAUCGCAAACCGCCUCCUCGCAACCACCACCGACGCCGAAGAAGAAAAAGCCGCUCACCCCCGCCCAGCGAUCCUUCCUCUCCUCCGCGCUGCGCGUCAACCAGGCAGGCGAGCUAGCCGCGACGCUGAUCUACACGGCGCAGACGCCGCCGGUGGUGGCGCGCGAGCCGCACCUGCGGCCGCUGAUGCGGCACAUGUACGAGCAGGAGGCGGGCCACCUGCGGACGUUCGAGGCGCUGGUGGCGCGGCACCGGGUGCGGCCGACGGCGCUGUACCCGCUGUGGUCGGCGCUGGCGGCGGGGCUGGGGUGGACGACGGGCGUGAUGAGCCGCGAGGCGGCCAUGGCGUGCACCGAGGCGGUCGAGACCGAGAUCGGCGGGCACUACAACGGGCAGAUCCGCACGCUGCUGGAGAUGGUGGCCGGCUGGGAGGCCGAGGGCUACGACGUCGGCGACGAGUUCCGCGACCUCAUCGCCACGCUGCGGCGGAUCCGCGACGAGGAGCUGGAGCACCUGGACCAUGCCAUCGAGCACGACGCCAAGAAGGCCCAGCCGCAUUGGUUGUUGACGGGCAUCAUCCGGGCGGGCUGUAGGGGCGCGAUUUGGGUGAGUGAGCGGGUGUAGAGCGCGGCACGGGAUGUAUAUACCGACCGCUGUAUUAUUAUAGACUUGUAUAAGACUACAAUGUGUAUAUUUGUGCCACUGAGAUGAAGAGAAAGGGAAGCGGAGAAAAGGAGAUGAGCGAUAAGGGAAGUUAGGAGCUUGUUCAACGACAUGCUGGCCAUGCUUGCGAGCUUGAUGUCAAAGAGAAGAAAAGGAAGGGGCAAAAC